UAUAAUUUCACACAUAAUCCCAGAGAGAUGUUACAGGUUGGGCUGGGCCUGUCUGGCUCGCCAAGGGGUGCUGCAGAAGAUUUCCUUUUGGAUCAGCUGGGAAAGAGGAACAGGUCCUACUUGGCCCUGGUGAGCUCAGGGGGAGGUGAUAUGGAAGCCACACAAGGCCCAGCUGAUUCUCCUCAAGUCCCAGUGCUGAUCAUCUCUGAGGCUGAGACUUGGGACAUCGAUGCAUCCUCUUGCGUGGGCUGUGGACAGUUUGUGGAUUGGGAUAAGAUGCCCGAGUUGGAUCAGCAGCCAAGCGCUCACAGUCAGAGUCUCACCCAAACCAGCAAAGAGCUUAAAAAGCUGGCAAGAGAAGGCCAUUGGGCUACCAACCAUGUGCUUAGAGCUCAGGCUUACCAGCAGAUCAUCCAGCACAUCCCGUGCCGGCUUGUGACCCCCGACGCGCUGGUUUACAGGGAUGUCACAAGCAGGCUGUUUGGAAAGCAGAGUGUGAGUUCCCACCCCUUGCCUGAAUUCCUUGGAGAGUGCAGGAUGCCCACUUACUGCCUGACUAUGGAAGGUGUAACCACCGUAAAGAAAAUACUCAUCUGCCUUGGCAACCUCUUCCCCGACAUCACCUACAGCCCAAUCCUCCCUGCUGUGGUGGCUCUGCUGCUGCACUACAGCGAAGAUGAAGCUCAGUGCUUUGGGAAUGUCUCUCGCCUUCUCGCUUGUAAUGACUCCCAUACCAGCUACAUAGACCAGUCCUUCCUGGCUCACCAGGCCUCCUGUAUGACUUUUGGGGAUCUGGCCAACAAGCACUGCCCAGCAGCCCACAGAUUAAUAGCCAGCACCUCUGAGAAUGUCUUUGAGGUCUAUUCUGAAUGGUUGGAGUGGAUAUUUGGUGACCUUCCAUUUGAUUACGCUAUCCGCAUACUUGAUGUGUACCUGCUGGAGGGACAGAAAGUCCUCUACCGGAUCGCUUUGGCCUUGCUGAGGCAACACAGGCUCUCGGUGACCUCCGGAGAACUGGAAGUGACCAAUGUCAAGGGAGAUCUGAAGGCUUUCGUGCAGAACAUUAGGGAGCACAUGACGGCUGACAAGCUCCUGGAGAGAGCCUUUGGUAUUCGGCUGUUCUCCCGCAAGGAAAUCUGGCUUCUUCAGAUGGCCAACAGGAAAGCGCUGGCUGAGAAAGGCAUAACUGUGGUGCAGCGCAGGCAGCUGUUCCACCUGGCAGUAGACAUGCUGAAUUUCAGCUCCGCCAUCGUAACUGCUCAGGAGAUGCGCAUCGUGUGGUCCUGGAUUCCCGAGCGAUUCUCCUUAUUCCCACCUGUCCUGUUAUUCUCCACCUCAGAAAACGGAUACAGCCUGCAAAGGUUUUACGCAUGCUGUGAAGGUUAUGAACCAACAGUGCUGCUCAUAAAAACGAUGCAGGGGGAAGUGUGCGGUGCGUUCCUCUCUUCUGACUGGAAUGAAAGGCAAAAGAGUGGGGGAAGGUCCAGCUUCUUUGGAACAGGGGAAUGCUUUGUUUUCAGCGUACGCCCUGAAAUGGAGAGAUACGAGUGGGUGUUUAUCAAGAAACCAGAGCUGACCAAAGCAGUGCCGCGCUCCCCAUGCCAGCGCCUUCCUUCCCCCACCUCCCCUGUCCUCAGCACACCUCCUCCCGAUGGCCACUUAGCCAGUUCAAACCAUCUGACUGUGCCCGUGUUGCAGAGGGCUAAAGGUCGCCUCUCCCCAUACCUGGCAAUCAGACACUUCCUCCUGCCUUCAAAAACAGCCUCCAUGUUCAUGUCCGGGACUCGGGAAGGAAUCAUUAUUGGUGGUGGCGGAGGCCAAGCUCUGUACAUUGAUGCCGAUCUCUACUAUGGGAGAACAGAGCACUGUGAGACAUUUGACAACCCUCCUCUCUGUCAAGAGAACUUCCAGGUGCAGCUCCUGGAAGUCUGGGGCUUUCAAAAUGCCUAAUCACCGUGAAAUCGCUGCUCCCUGUACCAUAUUAAGGAAUGAGAGAUUCCUCUCCACUACACAGGAUACCAUGGCUGGUGAUGAGCCAGUUGAGAUCAGAUGACACACAGAUGCCUGACUCUAAUGGAGGGAGUCCACACAUGGAUUUCUCUUGAGGCUGUGAACCUCACUGCUGUUAGCCAUUCUCCAUAUCCUCCCUCUCUGUCACAGGGCAGAGUUAUAUUAUGGGAACUGCCAUACUAUAAAUGUUUAAUAAUCAUUAAUAACAAAGGUCCAGAACCUUCACACACAAAUCAAACCAAACCCCAAACUUUCUGAGGUUUGAAAAAACUGAGUUAAUUUUUGAGGAGGGAGCAGGCUGGAUUCGACAGUUUUCCUGUCUCUCUGUUUUCUUGGCUUCACUUUGAAGUGGAAAUACCACAGACCUCAUGGUAUCUAGCACUGGGCUAUGAAUCUUGCUGGGACUUACAAGACCUCCAUCCUGGUUCCAAGCCCAAAAUGGUUUUUAUAACCAUGAAUGGAACCUAUAUCAUCUUUGAGGAUCGACAGUCACUAUUAGAAGUGACACCUGUUAGUCCUCAUAUAACACAAUACAAGUAGCCCUCAUGUACAGCUUCCAUUGUUAGCAAUGGAAGUUGCCAGAUAGUUACCAUCAGACCUGUGCCCAUUAAUUUUCUGUACCAUCUCUUAAAAUGAAACCCAUCAGGAUAAACUGAAGGUGUCCUCAAAUACCCACUAGGCUCUACUCCAGCCUGAAUAAGUAUAACAUUGUAGUUGUGCAUUUGCACUACACAUGAAUGCAGGCAGGUGAUCUGCUUCUUGAGUGGACAGAUAAUGCAGGACAACAGCAGAUCACAGUGGGCCUUUGGUAUGAAAAGGGUUGGUGAACUCUGGGGAUCAGGAGAUUCCCUAGAGGGAAUAUUUUUGGCCAACCAUCUCUACAGGCUUCAGACCCCUCAACAUUUUCCAUAAUAUCACGACACUUCAGUAAAAGGUUUGUCAUAGGGUCAGAAUUACUUUCUCACUCCACGAGGUAUGGCUUUCAGGAUCAGAGUUGCAACAUGUCAAUGGAUCAGCCCAAGAAGGCGCCCUGCCACUGCACCUGUUUUGUGGAUAAAGAGAGGGCUUCAAUCCCCAGGACUGUAAAUCACAGCACUAAAUUAGUCUAAAAAUAUGCAAAUCCACAGUUAUGUCAUUUAUUGCCAGCAUAAUAUCUUAUUGUAAACCCCCCUCAUUGGGAUGUUUAUACUCACAUGAAAAUGUGUAUUCAGAGAAAAGGCUUAGGAUGGUAGUUGCAAGGAUCUAAAUAGUUAACACAUCUAACAGUCUAAUCUAACAUCCCAUAGUUAUCAACAUCAGGAUAAUAGGAAAGAUGAAAUAUUAACAUAUACAUGCUGACAGGCAGGAUAAAUACACUCAAUGGGUUUUGGAACCUAUGUGUAAACGAUUUAGCUUGCAGAAGGAAAACAUAUUCAAAGCCCAAAUACAUUUUUCCAUUUACAGUCUGAUUUUUCUUGUGUUCAUUUUCUCUAGCUAUUCAGAGCAGAAGUAAUCAAUACCUCCAAGGGAAGCAGUCCCAGAAAUGCUAUGAGACAAGAAGAGGGAAUAAUAGCAAACUCACACACUAGUCAGCUAUGCAGCCAUGUGAAUAAUUAGCAAUUACCUCUAUUCUUCGGAAUGCAUCUUGUAAGAUAAAAGAUAUGAUGGGGCUUGAAUCUCCACUCCCUCUCAUCAAUUUUAUGCUAGUAUAACUCCACUGAAUGUGACAGAUUUUAAACGUGAGGAACAGAAUAGACUCAGAGCCUCAGUGUUUCAGACAAAGCAAUGUGUGUAGAUGUUCUGAGCAGGUCCUUUUGCGGAUGCCAUCGCAUAUUUCAAUGGGGCUCACCUUUUUCCUACAAGCUUCCUAUUUUGUCAUCUCAUGAGAUCUGACAGUUAUAAAAGUGAGGCAUAAAGAUCAGUGGUAUCACUUCAUGCCUUGCCUCUGGCUGAGACACGCUUUUUUACAUUUGAGUUCUGCUAAGAUUUUCCCAGUGUUUCCCUUUUUCCAAGGCCCCAUGCCGGACCAGCCUGUCUCCCAUCAGGUUUCCCAUCAGACUCCAUCCUUUCCCAGGGGCUGAGUUUGCUGCCUCUAUAGAAAUCCUGACCCUCCCCUCUAAGCUCAAAACUCUUCUUACUUAGCUGUCCAUCUUUGCUAUGUCUUUGUGUAUUGCCUGGAUCAAGAUUCAGGGUAUUUGAUUGUAAAGGGGAACUGGGUCUCAUCCAAAGUACCUAAAACACUUGAGACUUGAGGCCUCAUUAUCUGUCUUUGAUGCAACAGCAAAGCCUGCCAACCUUUGUGAUGCUGUAUGUGCUACAUACCCAAGCUAUCUGCAGAUUUCAGCUGUAAAUCACAAUAAAUUAUCAGGGUGAUUAUUACAUUCAA
This is a messenger RNA of Chelonia mydas (Green sea turtle), 4375 nucleotides long. RefSeq names its product TBC1 domain family member 24-like. The record is from RefSeq and is a predicted model, not a curated record. The transcript is spliced from 7 exons. NCBI's taxonomy places the organism in Eukaryota, Metazoa, Chordata, Testudines, Cheloniidae. Bases 28 to 1950 code for a protein of 640 amino acids.